UUCGCCAUCUGCACGUCACUCCCAAACUUUUCCUCCCAGCGCUCUAGGAGUCAGGUUGUCGCGCCCUGGAUGCGGGGCCCGAGGCGCGGGGCUGGGCGCGUUCCCGCGGAGCUGGAGCCGCAGAGGCUCCCGGGUCGGACUCGGGCUUCUCAGGAAAUCUAACAUUUUUUCCCCAUGAAGAGGAAACAUUCCGAAGGAACUCAGGAUGUAAGAAUAGAGGUCUUUACAAGCAUCUUCACGGAUGGCAUGUCAAUCCAUCAACGUGAAGACCAUGAUAUCUUCUGAUUUCUUGUGCGUUUCCAUGUUCUCCAGCCAUAAUAAUUCUACUUUUUUCUCUGCCAUGGGAAAAACCUGAAGGGCAGGCAGAAUUGCUUGUGAACUUGUGAACUUCUUCAUCACUGCAGUGUCUGUUCUAGAACAUGACUAUCAGAGAUUACUUCCUUUUGUUGUCUUUCGGGGUUGAACCAAAGAAUGUGCUUCCUGAUUCUCUAGUGCUUUGGUGUCUGCUCAUUUUUACAUUUGUUUCUGUUGCUGUGCCUUCCAACCAUCUUAUGUAACCACAAGACAUCAUUAAAGUUUUCCAGCACGACUUGCACACUUCCGGACUCCUGGGGGUGCUCACUCACAGGCCAGCAAACCAGCAGUCCUGGGUACUACCAUGAGGCACUGCAUUAAUUGCUGCAUACAGUUGUUACCUGAGGGUGCACACAAACAGCAGGUUGGCUGCCGAGGAGGCCCCGAUCACGGUCACCAGGUGUGUCCCACGUGUAGAGGAGAAAACAAAAUUCUGUUUCAUGUGGAUAGUAAGCAGAUGAACCUGCUUGCUGUUCUCGAAGUGAGGACUGAAGGAAAUGAGAGCUGGGGUGGGUUUUUGCGCUUUAAGAAGGGGAAGCGAUGUAGCCUGGUCUUUGGAUUGAUAAUAAUGACCUUGGUGAUGGCUUCUUACAUCCUUUCUGGGGCCCACCAAGAGCUUCUGAUCUCAUCGCCUUUCCAUUAUGGAAGUUUAUCCAGCAAUCCCAGCCUGAUGGACAGUGAAAACCCAAGCGACAUGAAAGAACAUCAUCACCAACUCUCUGUAAAUAAUAUUUCAUACAUGAAGGACUAUCCAAGCAUUAAAUUAAUUAUCAACAGCAUCACAGCCAGGAUUGAGUUCACCACCAGACGGCUCCCAGGCUUAGAAGACCUCAAGAAGCAGGAAUUGCACAUGUUUUCAGUAAUCCCCAGUAAGUUCCUCCCCAACAGUAAGAGCCCCUGCUGGUACGAGGAGUUCUCGGGGCGGAACACCACCGACCCCUACCUGACCAACUCCUACGUGCUCUACUCCAAGCGUUUCCGCUCCACGUUCGACGCGCUGCGCAAGGCCUUCUGGGGCCACCUGGCGCACGCGCAGGGCAAGCACUUCCGCCUGCGCUGCCUGCCGCGCUUCUACAUCAUCGGGCAGCCCAAGUGCGGGACCACUGACCUCUAUGACCGCCUGCGGCUGCACCCCGAGGUCAAGUUCUCCGCCAUCAAGGAGCCGCACUGGUGGACCCGCAAGCGGUUUGGAAUUGUUCGCCUGAGAGAUGGGCUGAGAGACCGCUAUCCUGUAGAAGAUUAUUUGGACCUUUUCGACCUGGCUGCACACCAAAUUCAUCAAGGACUACAGGCCAGCUCUGCAAAGGAGCAGAGCAAGAUGAAUAAAAUCAUUAUCGGGGAGGCCAGUGCCUCCACGAUGUGGGAUAACAAUGCCUGGACAUUUUUCUACGACAACAGCACAGACGGAGAGCCGCCCUUUCUGACCCAAGACUUUAUCCACGCCUUUCAGCCAGAUGCCAAACUGAUUGUCAUGCUCAGGGACCCCGUGGAAAGGUUGUAUUCAGACUAUCUCUACUUUGCAAGUUCCAAUAAGUCUGCAGAUGACUUCCAUGAGAAAGUGACGGAAGCGCUGCAGCUGUUUGAAAACUGCAUGCUGGAUUAUUCCCUGCGCGCCUGUGUCUACAACAACACUCUCAACAAUGCCAUGCCCGUGAGGCUGCAGGUCGGGCUGUACGCCGUAUACCUUCUGGACUGGCUCACUGUUUUUAACAAGGACCAGUUUCUCAUUCUUCGCCUGGAAGAUCACGCAUCCAAUGUCAAGUACACCAUGCACAAGGUCUUCCAGUUUCUGAACCUAGGACCCUUAAGUGAGAAGCAAGAGGCCUUGAUGACUAAGAGCCCUGCCUCUAACGCACGGCGUCCGGAGGACCGGAGCCUUGGGCCCAUGUGGCUGGUCACACAGAAGAUUCUGCGGGACUUUUAUGAGCCUUUCAACACCAGGCUGGCACAGGUCCUGGCUGAUGAGGCAUUUACAUGGAAGACGACGUGAGAGCUCCUGCCACACGCAGUGGGCCAGCCAGUGCCCCCACUGCCGGGAUUUUAGAAUCUCUCUUUAUGGAGAACCAGUUCACUUGUGGCGUGGAAAACCCUAGGACUCCUUUCCUCCCUGGGGACACAUUGGUUAUAACCAUUUGACAACUUCCUUUAUGAUGUUCUGCUGAACAGCACUCGACCCUUCCCAGAAUCCCUCUUUCCUGGGUGAGUGGAGAUACCACUUUCUCCAGAAUUCAGGGCUGCCUGGAGAGGCCUGGGCUCUGGGAGGCAGGCUGGGGCACGCUGCGGGUAGAGGAGGUGCCUGGGGAAGGCAGCUGGGCCAUGGGAGAGUCUGAGUCUGGGAUCCGAUUCAACUUGCCAGGGGAUGUGCCCUGGGGCUGGCCAGAACUCAGCCUUCACAGUCACUGUUUCUUCCUAGUGAUGAGGGCUCCGUUAUGUUGCCCAGAGUGGGGCACAGGGGCUGUUCACAGGUGCAGUCACAUCACAUUCACUUCCAAACAGUCUUUUGUCAAGGUCACUGACCUCAUCAUCAGCUCUUUCAAGAAUAGAGGCUCUUCGCUUUUAUUCAAAGUCAGCCCUGUAGUCUCUUCAGUUAUAAACCCUGUUAACUUCAGUGAUUCCAAGAGGAAAAAAAAAUGUCAGUUUUGGCAGCUCCCUCAUCUCCCGACCUCUUCCCGUUCUAUCCUUGUAGACGUUACUUAUGUUUCAUGUGGAAAUGAAUGCGUUUAAAACAAAGCCACUUUCUGCAUUUGACUAGCCCAGGCUCUCUUUUUUGCCUUUUUAGAUGUUUUCUCAAGAAAUUCAGUUCAUAACUGAAGGGAAAUUUUUGCCGUUAAUGCCAGAAUAAGCAACCUCAAGGAAUUGAACAUUUCAUGAGAAAACCUGGGUAACUCAGCCCUCCUCGUGUGUACAAGGUCUUCAGAGAGCUGCUGAGUUUUACAUUCUUAGUUCUGGGGGCGGCAGGCUCUGUCUCUGCCCCUUCCCAUUGGAGUGAGUUUAUGAUCCACAUUCUCCACGGUGUGGUCCAAGUUCCUUAGCGUGUACUGUAGUGAAAGAACUGCAGGAUACAUGUGUCCUCACUCAGAAACACUGUGCGUGAGCUGAACUUGGGCCCAGCAUGCUGUGCUGAGAUUUGGACAUUGCUAGGAGCCAUGUUCUCAAUGGAACUUUCCAGGGCAUGCGGUAGCUUGGCAUACCUAUGGGUGGGUUGAAGGGCCUGUUGUUUCUUGGAAGUCCUGGGGAAGAUCAACAAGAAUGCUUGUGCCCACUUGGCACGUGGCCCCAAGUGGGACCUGGACAAAGUUUUGCACUCAAGUGUUGCUAAGAGAAGCUUCCUGGGAAGCCUGGUCCUCAGAUCAAGGUCCUCAGAUCAAGGGCUGGUCCACCAAAGCUAGAAAGUGUAACACCCCUACCCAACUACAGCCGGAUGGGGGAGGCGGACUGGGCUUUGGUGGCUGGGGGAUCUGCAUCUGCUCAGCUGUAUGACCUCAAUGCCAUUGUCUUUCUGCCUUGGAGGUGGGACAUACGUCUUGUCUGAGGGCCCUUGGCACUGGCAUGGCUGGAGGUAUUUCUGCUACUGAAGGAGCUGUGUGUCCUGAGCUCCCACUAUCAGGGACAAUCCCCGCCUUUCUCCGCAGCCGGCACUGGGAGUAGCAGCCAGCAGGGAAAUCUGGCCUGAGCACAAGGAUGCUGUAGGGAGCUGCCACUUCAGUGUGUGAGUGUAUUUAUUUGCCGUCAGAACGUGCGGUGCGUCCUCUGAGCGUGUCCCCUCCGCUCUGUAGCCACGAUGCGCCUCUGCUCUGGACACAGCCCUUUCACGGAUUGAUUUCUCUGCCUGUUACCCUGCCCUUUCCUGUAUGUAUUUCCCCCUUCCUUACCAACCACAACUACAAGGGGUUUUCUUUACGCACUCCUACACAUGUGGACAACAUGUAGUGUAAUUCUGCUUCUUACAGAAGUAUGACCGAGGUAUGACUUCCAAUAUUAUUUGGUUUAUUAUGUGGAUCUUUUUUAUAUACACAGGCCCAUCCUUUAUGCCAAUCGAUGCCAUCCAGACGCCAUUUUCCUCUCAAGGGCCUUUCUCCAGAGGGCACGCUUGUGGCCUUUGCUCUCUCUUAUUCAAGGUCUGGCUCUUGGUGACAGCACAGGUGUUGUUCCAAGCAGUGAUUCUUGAGCCUGUCAUUCAAAACCAAAGCAAAUGGAGCAUUUCUCACCACCUGGUAUUGAAAUAAUGUGUGUUCUCAAAAGCUGUGUAUCAGAUCAUAUUAAAUUGUACUCCCUUAGUUGUGUAUGUUAAGUGAAUUGCAGUUACACUGUAUUUUUAUUAAUAUUUAACAUAAUUAAAGAUGGACCCA
Otolemur garnettii (small-eared galago) is the source of this 4703-nucleotide messenger RNA. It is a transcript of the gene CHST15, whose product is annotated as carbohydrate sulfotransferase 15. Lineage: Eukaryota; Metazoa; Chordata; Mammalia; Primates; Galagidae. The transcript is spliced from 8 exons. Gene Ontology annotation, molecular function: N-acetylgalactosamine 4-sulfate 6-O-sulfotransferase activity. Bases 659 to 2344 code for a protein of 561 amino acids. The record is from RefSeq and is a predicted model, not a curated record. Gene Ontology annotation, biological process: hexose biosynthetic process.